Messenger RNA from Monodelphis domestica (gray short-tailed opossum), 5072 nucleotides. NCBI's taxonomy places the organism in Eukaryota, Metazoa, Chordata, Mammalia, Didelphimorphia, Didelphidae. The record is from RefSeq and is a predicted model, not a curated record.
CGCUGGAGGAAAGUUGGAGAGGCGCGAGGGUGCGCGGGUGGGGCAGGGCAGCAGCCUGGGCCCAGCCGCCCGAGCUGUCCCAGGACCCAGCUCAGCUGCUGCUCCUGCCGGAGCCUGGGCCGGCCCCGGGGGCCGUCCGCCCUCGCGGUUGGCGAGGCUCUUCGAUCUGGAAGCGUUGCACAAAACUGGAUCGAGAUCUACAAUUUUGUUAAACAGCUUACAGAAAGAUUCGUGAGCCCUGGGAUGAGAUUAUCUUUCAUAGUGUUUUCUUCCCAAGCAACCAUUAUUUUGCCAUUAACAGGAGACAGUAAAAAAAUCACUGAAGGUUUAAAAGAUUUAAAAGAAGUCCAGCCUGUAGGAGAGACAUAUAUACAUGAAGGAUUACGGCUGGCCAAUGAACAAAUUAAGAAUGCAGGGGGAUUGAAAACUUCUAGUAUAGUGAUUGCACUGACGGAUGGCAAGUUGGAUAAAUUGGUCCCCAAGUACGCAGCCAAAGAGGCAAACAUAUCCAGGACCCUUGGGGCUAGAGUUUAUUGUGUUGGAGUUCUUGAUUUUGAUCAAGCCCAGCUUGAAAACAUUGCAGACUCCAAAGACCAAGUAUUCCCUGUCACAGGAGGAUUUCAAGCCCUUAAAGGAAUAAUUAACUCUAUAUUAGAAAAGUCAUGCACAGAAAUAUUGGACUUGGAACCAUCAAGUGUCUGUGUAGGCCAGGAAUUUCAAAUUGUGCUGAGAGGAAGAGGGUUCACAGUGGGUAGAAGUGGAAACUCUGCUUCCUGUACCUUUACUGUGAAUGAAACAUACACCUUGAGUGUAAAACCAGUAAGUAUGCAGUCGAACUUUAUGCUCUGUCAGGCACCCAUCCUGCAUGAAGUUGGAGAAACUCUUGAGGUUUCUGUGAGUUUGAAUGAAGGAAAAUCUGUUCUCUACAGCUCUUUGACGGUCACAGCUACACCAUGUUCCAAUGGAAGUGCAGCAGUCAUUGCUAUUUUGGUGCUACUUCUACUAGUGGGCAUCGGUUUAAUGUGGUGGUUUUGGCCCCUUUGCUGCAAAGUGGUAAUCAAAGAUCCUCCCCCACCACCACCACCACCACCCAAAGAGGAAGAAGAAGAACCUCUGCCUAACAAAAAAUGGCCAACAGUAGAUGCUUCCUAUUAUGGAGGUCGAGGAGUUGGAGGAAUUAAAAGAAUGGAGGUUCGUUGGGGUGAUAAAGGUUCUACUGAAGAAGGUGCAAGGUUAGAAAAAGCCAAAAAUGCUGUGGUGACAAUUCCUGAAGAAACAGAAGAACCCAUCAGACCUAGACCACCUCGGCCCAAACCUACAUACCAGGCUACUCAGACAAAGUGGUACACUCCAAUUAAGGGCCGGCUUGAUGCACUCUGGGCUUUGUUACGUCGGCAGUAUGACAGAGUUUCUUUGAUGCGACCUCAGGAAGGAGAUGAGGGCCGAUGCAUAAACUUUUCUCGUGUUCCUUCUCAGUAAGAAAGAAGGCAGAAAAAAACAAACGGUACGAAGAUGGAGCAUUAUCACUACCAGUUUCCAAGCAAAUGAAGACCAUGACACAUAUUUUUCAUUCCUUGGAAAUGCAGCUUAAUGCCUCUUAGCCUAGAUUGUUCUUUUGUGAUUUCUCAUCUUUUCAGAUUUCACCAGUCAGCUUGCUUACACCAAGCUGUUUCAGUCACUUGUUCUACCACAUAGGUAGGAAUUCAUUACAACUUAGUGUUAACCCAUGAUGCAUAGUUGUGGACAUGAAGAGGAACAUUAAUUUGCAUGCAGAAUUUUGACAGAAAAUCCAGUAUUUAUAUGUAAAGGGUAGAAGCAACAGCAGAAGAAACAAUUCACCAUGAAGAUGAUAGCUAAAUAAAAGAACUGGUCAUGGUGUAUCAUUAUUAAAGAAGUAAGCCUUCUCCAAUGGAAAUAUGGCACUUGUAAUUAACAUAGAGAGAUUGUUAGCCAUAGGCAGAAGGUUUGGAAGAGUCCCACCAGGCUAAGCAAAUUGAAAAGUUCAUUCAUUGCCUUUUAGCGAUGUCAUAUCAUAAAAUCCUUGUGAGUCCCCUAUCAAAGUGUGCCUUACGGGAAGUUUCUGACUGGAAAAUCUUGUCAUUUUAACACUGAGAAGUGCACAUGCAUGACAAAAUGUAGACAGGAUGCCUUAAGGUAUUGGUAGCAAGCAAGACUUUGCCCUUUAGUUUUCGAAGACACCUUUCUUUCAUUAUGCACCCGGGACAAGAAGAAAAUUAAUAGAGCGUUAUCCUCUAGGAAGACAGCCCCAUAACCAAAGAGCAGAUUUUGAGAGCCUGGUACUUCAAGUCCUUGACACUGUGUCUGGAAGAUUUUUUCCUCCUUUUUUUCUGUUUUUAGAUUUAAGUAAUUCUUGCAAUAUUAUCCUCUAUAAACAUACCUGGCUAUAGCAGGAUUAUAAAUUAUGGUAGGUUUUUCCUUCAAAUUUAAAAGAAGGGGUUGCCUUAAAGCUAGUAUCUCAGGGUCCCCCCUUCAAAUCUCCAAGGGCUCUUCAGCGUCACAAGCCAGCAAUUCUCUUUGCAUGAGAAUUUCAAAGUUUAAUUAAUAUAAUUAAAGGCAACAGCAAGCAGCAGCCUGUGAAGAUUUUGCUCAUCUUUUUUAUGCCUUUUGACAUUGAAUGACCUAUUACUAUAUGCGCAUUACUUGGAUUUUGAGGGGUACUCUACAUUGGUUCUGAUUCAGCAAUUGAAAAAGACCUCUCCUCAACUUAAAAACAAAAUUUCAAGAGCGUUAGCCAUCACAAUUCAUUGACAAUGUAUGUAUUAUAAUUUUUUUAGAAAAACCAUCAUCAUGUCACGUUGACGAUGCCAAAUUAUGUUAGUGUGAGCAGAAACACUGUGGGGGAGGAAGAAGGGAGCAGCUGAAGAAAAAGACUCAAAUGAUCCAGUCACUUUUGAUACUGUACUUCAGAUGCAAAAUGGAUAUUCGAGUCGAAACCUGACAAAGCGCGCCUGCUUUGAUGUGAACUGGUAUAGACAAUGACCAGUGGCUGGGUCAGUGGGAUGUCUCUCUGUGAGCAGAGAAGCUUAUCAAAUGACACUAAAAAUAAGUUCAACAACCAUCACAUGGUUGGGGGAGGCGGGGGCAAAGGCGAACACUUCCCGUUGGGUGGGCACGCUGCUCAGGCGCAAGAUGGGAAGAGCGAUGUGGAGCAUCCUGUUCUUACCACCCCUUUGUGUUCAUCAUGGAAAUUUCAAGGGACAUGAAUGAUUCUCUUGGAUGGUCUCCAAAUUGGUGGCAUCGCUCGAAGACGCCAUAUCUAUAUAUCUGUAUGUCUAUAUAUGGAGAUAUAGAUAUCCAUUGCCUUUUUAAAAAUCUCUUGCUUGAGUUUAUUUCUGUCACUGGCUGAAACCAAAGCCAUGUGUACAAGUAUUUCACAAAUAAAAGUCUUUUCUUAGCCUAUCAGAUAACUUUCUUUUGAUCCACUGAAGGCGUGUGUGCUUUGUAUCUAUGAACUUCAAAUUGUUUUUUAUCUGAAUGUAGUUCCCUCCAUAGAUGAAGGAAUGAUUGGAAAGAUGACCAUGUGACCUGUCCAGAGCUGCACACUUAUCAGCCUGUGGUUUGGAGUUAUAACCAUGGUUUUAGAGUUUAUUACUGUUAUCAGCUCUUCCUCUUCAGCUCACCUUUGAAUGGAAUGAGCCACUUCUUACCAAAUUUACUCACUGGAAUACUAUCUUUUGAACUUCAGGAAGGCAUGUCAGCGAUAUUAAUGCAACUGAUCUGUGCCUCUUUGAUGUUCAUUUUAAGUUUGUCUAAAAAUAAAAUGUUUAUAAAAUAUUGGGUGAAGAAUGUGAAUAGUCCCCACCCAAUGACAAGUGGCUUUUGAUAAACUGUUAUGCAAAUGGAUUUUGAGCUCAAUAGCACUUCCUGGAUUACUUUUUGAAAGAUUAAAAAGAGAAUUCAUAAGAGCUUGAAGAAAAUUCUGCUUAAUGAUAUACUAGUUGUUAGAAUGUCUCAGGUUAAGUUUAAAACAAAAAUAGUAAAUUUGUUUAAAACAAUAUUCUUUACAUAAAGAGAGCACUCCAAAGUAGAACAGACCAAAAACUUCUAGAAGAUUAGAGGCUUAGGAUAACAAGUUAACUCAUGUAUGCUGGAAAUAAACAUAGUAUUCCAUGGAAUAUACAUUUUCAGAACAAUUUAAUUGAAUGUAUUGUAAGAUGUAUUAGAUGACUAAAGAUUUUUUUUUAAAUUUUAUCACCUUUUACAUGAACAAGUCACCGAAAGGUGAAAAUCAUCAGGGAGAAAAAUAUUACAGUUAGCAAAUACAUUGUGCAUGCAGUUUUCCCCUCUUACAUGAUAUAUUUGUAGAGAAAUUCACAAUUUCAAUAUAACUCUGCUUUAAACAUUCAAUAAAAUUAUAUAUUUAUUUGAUGCAUGAAGAAGAAAAAAUCUGCUUUAUUUGCUGGACACAAUGUCAAUGCAAUACUUUUUUUCUCAGCAUAUACCAAUAAACCCAUAUUCAUCAUCCCAAUUGUGUUGCAUAAGGUGGUAAAAACAAUUAAGUGGGAAAUGACUCUUAACUUAUGUGUCUACUCUGCCUAGAUAGAAAGUUUUGAAGGCAUCUAUAUAUAUUUCAUAACAGUGUCUGUUCUUUAUGGAUUUAAUCCAUAAAUAUUUAUCUAUCUGAAAACUUUGAUACUUGGAAUGUUUUCCUUGAAGCAUUUGGUGCUCAGAGGGAGGAAAAAAAAAACAUUUGGUGCUAAGCAUUGCACACUGAUUCCUUUCCCCAAGUUUAUUCUAUUUUAAAAAGUUAUAUUUUCUUUCCAAUAAGAUGCAGAAUAAAAUUUGAGGACUUCCAUUAAUCAGGGAGCAGCAUCUGUCAUCCGUGGAGAGUUCUUAUUUUGGCAAAAUAGACAAUAUGAGUUCUAUAGUUUUUCCAAUUUAAAAUGGUAGAAAAGUAAAUGAUUUCUUUUGAUUGACCACUGUACUUUUUAUUCAUACUUAAUUUUAAAUCAUAAGUUAUUUAAUGAAUUUUGUCUAUAAUAAAGUUCUGAUUGUUAAGGUGUAUCUCUAUGAAUUGAAUAAAACAUUUUGCUACCCUAGGUACCAACCAA